Molecule: messenger RNA, 2649 nt
Organism: Conger conger (European conger)
Lineage: Eukaryota; Metazoa; Chordata; Actinopteri; Anguilliformes; Congridae
Product: solute carrier family 2, facilitated glucose transporter member 4-like
Exons: 11
Coding region: 433-1953 (506 amino acids)
Biological process (GO): monosaccharide transmembrane transport
Cellular component (GO): membrane
Molecular function (GO): hexose transmembrane transporter activity
Source: RefSeq, a predicted model, not a curated record
GUUUGAUACUCUGUAGAGCAAUUCCAUGCUUCCUCCACCCACCCCCUCUUCUCUCUCCCCCUCCUUUAAAAAUAACGAGAGAGGUGUGCGAGUGUGUAUUCUUGUGUCAUUCUAUCCAGACCGAACUGACACAGCCUACUAUAAACUUAAAAGUGGACAGCGUAAGCGCAAAGGUUAACGGUGCCCCUCAAGCGCCCUCCUUGGUUCGGAUCUAAAACCAGACAGGGGCGUCCAUCCAGUUUGGUUUCCAGUUUGUUUGUUUUUUCCAUGGUAUUGGAUUGUAUUUUAACAUCCGUUGUUAGUGAGGUUCACCCGGUGCUUUUUCCACUUGGACUUGUCAACUCUGUGGGGAAAGCCUUGCCGAUCGGAGAUAGGGAGAGCGAGACAAUAUAAGAGCAAAGACUCAGUCAAGUGUCUCGUCCUGUCAAAGUCAUGCCGGCUGGGUUUCAGCAACUUGGAGUGGAGAGAGUGACUGGAACCCUUGCCCUUUCUGUGUUCACUGCGGUUUUGGGGUCCCUUGAAUUUGGGUACAAUAUUGGUGUCAUCAAUGCUCCCCAAAAGAUUAUUGAACAAGAAUAUAAUGCUACAUGGAUCCACCGUUACAGCACACCCAUACCCAAAACCACCCUCACUUCCCUAUGGUCCCUAUCAGUGGCCAUCUUCUCAGUCGGGGGCAUGCUGUCCUCCUCCUGUGUGGGGUUCAUCUCUGAGUGGCUUGGCAGGAGGAAAGCCAUGCUUAUCAACAACCUGCUGGCAUUCAUUGGUGGAGCCAUGAUGGGCCUGUCUAAGCUCUGUCUCUCAUUUGAGAUGAUGAUUUUAGGCCGUUUCAUCAUUGGUGCAUAUUGUGGGUUGGCUUCAGGGCUGGUACCCAUGUACGUGGGUGAGAUUGCACCCACCAGUCUGCGGGGGGCACUGGGGACUCUGCACCAGCUGGCCAUUGUUACUGGGAUAUUAAUAGCCCAGGUCCUGGGGCUGAACUCCUUACUGGGCAGUGAAGAACUGUGGCCAGUGCUGAUGGGAGUGACAGUACUGCCCACUGUCCUGCAGAUGGCACUGCUGCCCUUCUGCCCAGAGAGUCCACGCUAUCUCUACAUCAUCCGCUCCCAAGAACACCAUGCCAAAAGUGGCCUCCGGCGGCUGACGGGGCGGCAGGACGUGGGUGAUGCCCUCGCAGAAAUGAAAGAGGAGAAGAGGAGGAUGGACAUGGAGAGGAAAGUGUCCAUCGCAGAGAUCUUUCGCUCACCGCUCUACAGACAGCCUAUCAUCAUUGCCAUCCUUCUCCAGCUCUCACAACAGCUGUCUGGGGUCAAUGCUAUAUUCUACUACUCCACCAGCAUCUUUCAGAAAGCAGGGGUGCAGAGCCCAGUCUAUGCCACCAUCGGCGCCGGAGCUGUCAACUGUGCCUUCACUGUGGUCUCGCUGUUCCUGGUGGAGAAGAUGGGUCGUCGAACGCUUCACAUGCUGGGAUUGGGUGGCAUGUGUGCAUGUGCCAUCAUCAUGACCGUGGCUCUCGCUUCAUUGGAGAGCGUGCCCCAGAUGAGCUAUGUCAGCAUGCUGGCCAUCUUUGGCUUUGUGGCAUUCUUUGAAGUGGGCCCAGGGCCGAUCCCCUGGUUCUUUGUGGCCGAGCUUUUCUCCCAGGGUCCACGGCCAGCCGCUAUGGCUAUUGCUGGCUGUUCCAACUGGACCGCCAACUUCAUUAUUGGCAUGGGCUUCCAGUACAUCGCUGAUCUCUGUGGCCCUUAUGUCUUCCUCAUCUUUGCAGCUCUCCUCCUCUUCUUCCUUAUUUUCACAUUCUUCCGAGUGCCUGAGACGCGAGGAAAGACCUUUGACCAGAUCUCUGCAGGCUUCCAACGUCGCCCUGCCAGCAUGAUGGACCUGGACAUGGGCAUGGACAUGGAGCUGGCCAAGGCCAGCACGGAGCUGGAGUACUUGGGGGAGGGCAGUCUGAACUGAGAUAUGGGGGUUGGGGGGCAGGGGUACAGUGAGAGGGAUGGGAGAGAAAGGAUAGGGAGCCUGCUCUAAACCAAGUAAAGCGCUGAGGGAGAACUCCACACCAUUUUUGGAGUGUAGUGGCAGUAGGGGAUCCGGAAGAAGUACAAGGCCAACCAAGAAUGAAGUGAAAGGGAUUUUCCAGAGUGAAGACAGCUCUCCAUCCUGGGAAUGAUUUAUGGUCCUAAAGGUAGUAAUGUUUUAAAUCUUUAGGGCCAGCAGAGCCAAUCAUAGAGCAGGCUCUGAGGGGAUGCCACACAGGACCCAUCCCUUGGAAUAUGAUCAACUGAACCUCCCUGUAUGGGAUAGCAUUGGGAUUACUCUUGCCGCUCAAUAGAGUGUAUUAUUAAAACAAAUUGUUUUCGUACAUAAUGUAUAUAGUGGGUUUUUUUUUUUUUUUUGACCGUUUUGUUCUGGUAAAGGGUUUCCAAUCAAGUCAAUGCACUCAAAUUAUAGAAAUACCUAGUUUCCAGCUGAACAACCCUGAAAUAAGCAGAAUUUGAAUUUAUAGUUGUGUGAACUAUUUACAGAUAUUGUAGGAUUUUAAGCAUGUAUGCCGUUUGAUGUCCAAUCUGUACUGCUCUGUGUGUGUGCCGAUUUUUAAAACAAACUGUAAAACAUGAGGACCUGCAAUUUAUAUAAAGUCAUAAUUGAUGAAAA